AUGAAUUGGGUUUUGAAUGGAGAAGGUAAGGAUUCCGAGUUCAAGGCAAUCAAUAUGGGUCAUCGCAAGGAUCGGAAAGGUAAUCCUAGCAACCGUGGCGGUGCAGCUGGAGGAGUGGCAAAUCGACUGAAUACCCUAGCAGUGAAGGCAGAGUCCGCCAUUGGAGAUCAACUUCUGCCAGUGACCGAAACUGAGUUUGUUGCAGGGCGUCAUCCUUGCAACUGCCAAGCUCGAAUUCAUGCCCUCGUCAGGAACUGUAUGGGUUGUGGAAAGAUAGUAUGUGUUCAGGAAGGUAGUGGACCAUGUUUUUUCUGCGGUACUCUUGUCUGCACCAAAGAGGAAAAAGAGGUGAUUGUCAAGCACAAUUGGUGUAUUAUCUUGGAUCGCGGUUCCCGAAAAAGCGCCGAACUUUACUCCCAGUUGAUGGGAACAAUGAAAGGAAAGAACAGUAACUUCAAGGAGUUAUCUCUAUCAACUGUUGGAGCUGAAUUCCAAAAGGCCACACAGUUCCGGAACAAACUUCUGGCUGCCGAUGCUGACUCGUAA
Molecule: messenger RNA, 546 nt
Organism: Haemonchus placei
Lineage: Eukaryota; Metazoa; Nematoda; Chromadorea; Rhabditida; Trichostrongylidae
Source: the annotation of a GenBank genome assembly